Messenger RNA from Bufo bufo (common toad), 913 nucleotides. It is a transcript of the gene RNF227, whose product is annotated as ring finger protein 227. The record is from RefSeq and is a predicted model, not a curated record. Gene Ontology annotation, molecular function: ubiquitin protein ligase activity. Lineage: Eukaryota; Metazoa; Chordata; Amphibia; Anura; Bufonidae. Gene Ontology annotation, biological process: protein ubiquitination. Bases 40 to 384 code for a protein of 114 amino acids. The transcript is spliced from 2 exons.
UUCAUACGUCCGAAAGCGUCUUUGGCCUCCCGGAGCGUCAUGACGUCACCCAGCGUCGACAUGGAGGAGUGCGGCAUCUGUUACCUUGACUACGACCUGGAGAGAAAGCCGCGCCCAUUGGCCGCCUGUCGCCACGUGAUCUGCUCCGGUUGCCUUAAGCACCUGGCGGCUAAAGGCGGCGAAGUGACCUGCCCCUUCUGCCGCGCGCCUUCCCCGCUGCCUAGCGACGACGAGGAGGAGGAGGCGGGGAACGGUGACGUCACGGGGCCGUUCAAGUGGUUGAAGAGAAUGUACAGAAAAUCCAGGGCGGGGUCUCGCCGUAGAGGUUCUCUUCCCAAGGAGGACCUGCGGGACAUGGCGUUGAUGUGCUCCUACUUCAUGUGACCUCUCGUGGGGGACUUCUGCUCAACGCCUGGAUUUGGGGGGGGGGGGGGCGCCCCCGGCUUGUGGUGGACGCCCGGAGGAUUUGGAACCCUCUUGAAGACGCGUCGUCCCUUGGAUGCGCCCUAGGGGUCAGAAAUGGCGGCUCUGGCGCACCUCCUAAGUCCCCCGGCCCCUGCGGAGCGUAUGGCGGGAGAAGGCUGGCGCGUUUUGGACUGCCCCUCCUGUGAACCCCCUCGCUCUGGAUUAUGGAGGUGUCCUGAGUGGGCGACCCCCUCCCCCCACUUUCUUCUGAGACUUACUGAACUGAGGAGUUGCUGCGGAGGCACGAGCCACAACAUGCCUCAUUUCUGAAGCUCCGUGGACUUGGCGUGCUGCUGGUAGGAUUUCACCCGGUGACAUCACGCUUCCUGUGUCUGACUCAUCGCCGUUAAUGUAUGAUGUCACUCCUCCUCCCACGAUGCACUUUGGUUUUUGACUAUUUAUGUAUUUAUUGUAUGAGGUGCUAUAUUUUAUAAAUUUAUAUCCUGUA